UCCCUGCGGUCGGACCCGGAGCCGUCUGCGAGCUUCUAAUUGUUGCUCCAGGUUCUCUGAGGUCAGUGUGCGGGCUGUCGUCGCUGCCUACGGGACACUGGAAUGGGGGAAGAGGACGGGCACGGAAAGAAAGAAGGUCUGCGUGUCCGUUCUUCCCAGCACUCUGCUAGGCUAGAAAAGGAGGAGGAACCUGUCCAGAAUCCCCGCAGGAAAAGGAGGGGACAUCUCAACAUGGAAAAACUCUGCAGUGAAAAUGAAGGAAUGCCUGAGAACCCAGGAAAGAUGGAAAACAAAGAACAGCCACUGGAUGCGGGAAAGCCAGGAGUAGCUUGUACUGUGGAAGACAAGGAAAAGUUAGAAAACAAAGGAAGGAUUGAUCACAAGGGAAAGAUAGAAGAUAAGGAAGUACUAAAGGAUAAGGAAAAGCCAGAGAGUGAGGCAAAGCCAAGAGAAGGAAAGCCAGUGAGCCAGGGAAAGCCAGAGAAUGAGGGAAAACCAAAAGAAGGAAAACCAGAGAGCGAGGGAAAGGCAAAAGAAGGAAAGCCAGCCAGCGAACCAAGGGCUGCAGGAAAGCGCCCAGCUGGGGACGAUGUACCCAGGAAGGCCAAAAGGAAAACCAAUAAGGGGCUGGCUCAGUGUCUCAAGGAAUACAAGGAGGCCAUACACGAUAUGCAUUUGAGCAAUGAGGAGAUGAUAAGAGAAUUUGACGAGAUGGCUAGGGUGGAGGAUGAAGUGAAGAAAACCAGACAGAAACUGGGGGGGUUUAUGUGGAUGCAAAAAAGUUUACAGGACCCUUUCCACCCCAGGGGCCCAAGGGAACUCAGGGGUGGCUGCAGGGCCCCACAAAGGGGCUUUGAAGACAUUCCUUUUGUGUAAUGCCCCUGGCAGGCAUUUGCAAAGCCUUGUGCUUUAUUUAAUCUUAUGCUAAUACUAUGCUUUAGUUGUCACUCAUGUUAUCCAACUGCAGCCCUCUGUUUCAGUAGCAGAUUUUCAUCCAUUGCAUGGAAAAAUGUUUAUGGUGCAUUGUAAAAUUAAAAAAAAAAACAGUUUGCAGAACCAUACAUAUGGCAUCAGUCCAUUUUUGUAAAACUACAAAGAUACUUACCUAGUGAUCCAUGUACAGAAAAGGCUCUGAAAGCUCUGUUUGCUAAAAGAUUAACAGUGGUUAUCUGUGGAUGACUUUUUUGGGGUUUUUUAUUCAUCUGUAUAUAUUCUCUUAAAAAAACAGAGAUUACUUUUAUCAUAAAAAUAAUGAAAUAAAAAAUAGGAAAACAAUACCAAGCAAUCAAAAGUACUUUUCAGUAAGAAUAUGAAGGCAGUGGAGACACUUAAAAUUGUCAGGACAUGAAAUGAUAAGUAAAACUCACAUUACCUCUGGGACUCAAAGCUGGAAGAAUCAACUUGGCAAUUAUUACAUAUCCAUUGUUGUAAGAGACAGUCUUAUCAUCUGUGAACUGGGGAUAAAUCUGGCCUUCCAGGGCUGUGGAGAAGAUCAGAUGAGAUACUGAGUACGUGAGCUGUGUUAGGCCGGCUCCUACCCUCUUCCCUGCACUAGCAGGACUGGAACCCCAUCCAAUGUUUGGGAGAGGGCUGAGGGAGGUCUUACGUGUGUCCAGGAAUAAGUCCAGACAGCUGAGAGGUGGGUGCCAUUCUCCCCUGGGUAAUGCCACGACUCUUAGGCACUGUGCCUCUUCUCGUGGGUUCUGUACCCUCCUGAGUAAGGGCCCCCACUGCUGCUGAUGGGCGGGAGACCAUUAUGGACUUAAGCAACUCUGUCACAACAGAAGGGUGGAGAAUUCUCUACCUACAAUAGAGUUGCCCUAACUCAGGUGGGUAGCACUCAAUUCGCACGUGGGCCUUGAUAUUUAUUAUAAAGUUCUUAAAAAACACAA
Camelus dromedarius (Arabian camel) is the source of this 1892-nucleotide messenger RNA. RefSeq names its product transcription elongation factor A like 4 (gene TCEAL4). The transcript has 3 exons. The record is from RefSeq and is a predicted model, not a curated record. Bases 103 to 876 code for a protein of 257 amino acids. Lineage: Eukaryota; Metazoa; Chordata; Mammalia; Artiodactyla; Camelidae.